AUGUGGCGACUACUUGGCUUUGCAUCAAAGAGCCCAGAGAAAGAUCCUCCUCGUGGCUUGCCUGCAUCAUGGUAUCGCUCUGAGGCUUUGUAUCAAUUAGAACGCCGAGCUAUCUUUUCUAAGCGAUGGAUUCUCCUCACACACUCAAGCCGCUUCGCCAAGCAAGGUGACUUCCUUUCCUUCACCGUUGCAAAUUUUUCUUUUUUCUUAGUCCGGGAUCGAGACGGAAAUAUCAAUGGUUUCCACAACAUCUGUCGACACCGUGCAUUUCCAGUGGUGCAGUCUCAAUCGGGGUCAGCCUCGAUUCUCAGCUGCAAGUAUCACGGUUGGUCUUAUGGGCUUAAAGGCAAUCUUUCAAAGGCCCCUCGCUUUGAAACUGUCCCGGAUUUCGACAAGAGUCAACAUGGAUUAUUACCUGUACAUGUGCACAUCGAUAAGGCCGGCUUCGUUUGGGUGAAUCUACAGGCAGGUGAUCCAGACGUAAAGUGGGACGACGAAUUCCAGAAUAUUGAUGAGCAGCCGCGAAUGCAAGACUUUGACUUCCGAGGAGAAUACACUUUUGACCAUUAUUGGGAAAUGGACCUGGAUGCGAACUGGAAAGGCGUUAUUGAGAAUUACAAUGAGUGCUAUCAUUGCGCAACUUCCCACCCGCUCAUCAGUGGGGUUUCCGAUCUCCCUAGAUACCGUGUGGAACCCAACGCAGGAUACAUGGAGCAUCAUAUCUUCAAUAAGGAGCAGGUUGAUUCCCAGUUCAAGCGGGCCAUUACGUAUUUCUUUCCUACUACUUCGCUUACAGUCACUGAUAAAUUCUUUUACAUUCAACGUAUGAUUCCGGUGACAGCUACGUUGAGCAAGAUUGAAAACGAAGUGUAUCGACACAAAGACGCAACAGAUAAAGAGUUCGAAGAUAUCAAUGACUUUUAUCGGCAAGUGCUUGAUGAAGAUAAGGAGCUAUGUGUGGGCGCGCAGGGUAAUCUGGGUGGGGGCGUGUUUGUGAAUGGUGAACUUCAUCCUACGAAAGAAAAGGGGCCAAUUCAUUUCCAACGCAGUGUGAGAGAUAUAUUGAUGGAACAUCGAAAGAAAGAAGAGCAGCAAGGGGGUCUAGAGAUUUGGCCUGCUCUUCCAAAGCUUUCUGGGAACAUGACAGAAAAGUUGGUGGAGGAGGAGAAAUUCUGCUCACAGCUGGAAGCCGCCAACUGUACGAGUAGACCGGAGCUUGCAUGGUGA
Penicillium macrosclerotiorum is the source of this 1227-nucleotide messenger RNA. RefSeq names its product aromatic ring-hydroxylating oxygenase subunit alpha. The transcript has 3 exons. Gene Ontology annotation, molecular function: 2 iron, 2 sulfur cluster binding; iron ion binding. The record is from RefSeq and is a predicted model, not a curated record. The coding region runs from base 1 to 1227 and encodes 408 amino acids. NCBI's taxonomy places the organism in Eukaryota, Fungi, Ascomycota, Eurotiomycetes, Eurotiales, Aspergillaceae.